GUGGCUCUCAGUAUUUUUUACUCGACUCUGCGAUAUCGAACAGGAAACAGGCAGAUAUCUCGACUAUAUCGACCAUGAACUUCUCGAGGUGCAGCAGGGUGCUCUCUGCCCGCAACCUGACCGCAUUCUCCGCGCGAAGGCCCCAGAGCAUACUCCGUCCACAGAGCAUACUCCCGCAGCGAUACAAAUCCGACGCCGUCUCCGCUGCGACAACCGCGGCGACAACCGCGCCCGACUCGACAGCGUCGGUCGUGCAGGCUGUAGCAGAGGCAGCACCUACGCUGGCCGGAAACGAAAUCGGCUACUUUGAAUCGCUCGGCCUCGCGCAGGGAUGGCUGUGGCCUACAGACCUCUGCCUGCACGCGAUGGAGUACGUGCACGCCUACACCGGCAUGCCGUGGUGGGCGACGAUCGUCGCGCUCGGUGCUGCGUCGCGUAUCAUUCUGCUGCCGCUCGUGUUCAAGUCCUACAAGAUGAACAUGAAGUUCAAGGUCGUCAAGCCGAUGAUGAACAAGCUGCAGGAGCAGAUGCGCGGCGCGGCCACGCCGCAGGAGAAAGCAAUUGCGCAAUUGCGAAUGUCGAAAUUGGGCAAGAUGCACGGGAUUAGCAUGCCGAUGGUCGUCGCGGGAGGUGUCGCGCAGAUCCCGAUCGCGUACGGCUUCUUCAUGGCGAUCAAGAAGAUGGCCGAAGUGCCUGUCGCGGGCAUGACCACCGAGGGCGCGCUCUGGUUCCAGGACCUGGCCGCGACGGACCCCUACCUCGGCCUCAGUCUGAUCUCGGCCGCUACGAUGUACACCGGUUUCAAGCUCGGUGGUGAGAUGGGAAACGCGUCGAAUAUGGGUCCCACCAUGCGGACGGCAAUGACCUACAUCCCGCCGGCGAUGAUGAUCGGUAUGGGUCUCUGGUACAGUGCCGCGAACGUGCUCUUCUUCAGCAUCACUGGCUUCUUGGCUAUGCUGCAGACCUUGUUCAUGCGCACCGCGUAUUUCAGACGCAUGAUGGACAUCCCCGAGGACAUCUUCGUCAAGGCGCAAGUGGCCGAGAAAGCCUCCUCGCAGACCUCAAUCACGGAGCAGUACAAGACCAUGUGGGCGGACGCAAAGGAGCGAGCACAGGCACAGGCCAACCCCGAGCCGAAGGUCGUCAAGCCGCCGCGGAUGGUGAAGCCGGUGACUCCCGUGCGCGUAGUCAAGAAGAAGCAGCGCGCGCGCUCGUAAAGCAUUUGUAAAUAUCAAUAG
Messenger RNA from Myxozyma melibiosi, 1238 nucleotides. RefSeq names its product 60Kd inner membrane protein-domain-containing protein. The record is from RefSeq and is a predicted model, not a curated record. The transcript is spliced from 2 exons. Lineage: Eukaryota; Fungi; Ascomycota; Lipomycetes; Lipomycetales; Lipomycetaceae. Gene Ontology annotation, biological process: protein insertion into mitochondrial inner membrane from matrix. Gene Ontology annotation, cellular component: mitochondrial inner membrane. Bases 75 to 1217 code for a protein of 380 amino acids. Gene Ontology annotation, molecular function: membrane insertase activity.